Egretta garzetta (little egret) is the source of this 1701-nucleotide messenger RNA. RefSeq names its product acid-sensing ion channel 4-like. Bases 1 to 1701 code for a protein of 566 amino acids. The transcript is spliced from 11 exons. NCBI's taxonomy places the organism in Eukaryota, Metazoa, Chordata, Aves, Pelecaniformes, Ardeidae. Gene Ontology annotation, biological process: sodium ion transmembrane transport. Gene Ontology annotation, cellular component: membrane. Gene Ontology annotation, molecular function: ligand-gated sodium channel activity. The record is from RefSeq and is a predicted model, not a curated record.
AUGCAGAGCUUCUUCCACCGCCUGGGCCACCAGAUCGAGGACAUGCUGGUGGAGUGCCGCUUUCAGGGAGAGCGCUGCGGCCCCCAGCACUUCGCCCCCGUCUACACACGCUACGGUAAGUGCUACACCUUCAACGGGGACCGGAGGAACCCACGAGUGACCCGCCAGGGUGGCAUGGGCAACGGGCUGGAGAUCAUGCUGGACAUCCAGCAGGAAGAGUACCUGCCCAUCUGGAGAGAGACCAAUGAGACGUCAUUCGAAGCUGGCAUCCGGGUCCAGAUCCACAGCCAGGAUGAGCCGCCCUACAUCCAUCAGCUGGGCUUUGGUGUCUCGCCUGGCUUCCAGACCUUCGUGUCCUGCCAGGAGCAGCGGCUCCGCUUCCCGGCCGUCACCCUCUGCAACCCCAACCGGGCACGCUUCCUACGCCUCACCAAGCCCGACCUCUACUCGGUAGGGCAGUGGCUGGGGCUGUCCCAGGAGAACCGCUCGCUGGUGCCCGAGAUGCUGGCCGUGCUGGGGGAGGACCGGCGCACGUGGCUGACGCGUCUCGCCAACUACUCGCGCUUCUUGCCACCCCGCCGCUCCGAGCGCACCAUGCAGAGCUUCUUCCACCGCCUGGGCCACCAGAUCGAGGACAUGCUGGUGGAGUGCCGCUUUCAGGGAGAGCGCUGCGGCCCCCAGCACUUCGCCCCCGUCUACACACGCUACGGUAAGUGCUACACCUUCAACGGGGACCGGAGGAACCCACGAGUGACCCGCCAGGGUGGCAUGGGCAACGGGCUGGAGAUCAUGCUGGACAUCCAGCAGGAAGAGUACCUGCCCAUCUGGAGAGAGACCAAUGAGACGUCAUUCGAAGCUGGCAUCCGGGUCCAGAUCCACAGCCAGGAUGAGCCGCCCUACAUCCAUCAGCUGGGCUUUGGUGUCUCGCCUGGCUUCCAGACCUUCGUGUCCUGCCAGGAGCAGCGGCCGAGGGCCACCCUUGCCCCAGCCAACCUGCACCCAAGGGCCACUCCUGCCCUGCUGCCUUUAGGGGAGCAAGUCGAGGGUGGGGGGCAGAAGUGGGGCCAGGUUCCCACCCCCACAACCAGCUGCUUCUCCUCAGGCAAUGAGUCCAUCUGCUCCCCCAACGUGUACAUCGAGUGUGCUGACCACACGCUGGGUAAGUGGGAGAACUUCCUGGUGCUGGACAUCUUCUUUGAGGCGCUCAACUACGAGGCCAUUGAGCAGAAGAAAGCUUACGACCUUGCUGGGCUUCUCGGGGACAUCGGGGGACAGAUGGGCCUGUUCAUCGGCGCCAGCAUCCUCACCAUCCUGGAGAUCCUGGACUAUGUCUACGAGGUGAUCCGGGACAAGGUGAGCCGGGUCCUGCGCCGCUCCAAACCACCCCUGAAGAAGCCCUCGGGCAGCAUUGCCACGCUGGGACUGGAGGAGCUCAAGGACCAGGAGAUGCGCAGCCAAACCCUCUACCGUGCCCACCAAGCCGGGCACCGAAUCCUCCACCCCCGAGGGAGGCCCCCGCGGCAGGGAGGGCUCCCACUGUCCGAGGGCUGCGACCUCCGACGUCCUAUCGAUACUGCGAAGGCCGAAGCGGCCUGGGUCACGGUUCCCAUGGGGAGCAGCUCACGGUACGUGAAUACAGCAGGAUCCCCUCCGGCACCCCUUAUGCCCAGCAACCCGGGGGGCCAGGACUCCCCACCCUGA